AUCACAUCGCAACCAUACAGCCAAUCGUUAUAAAUGGUUAUAGAUCAUCUCUAUUAAAUCCUUAAUACUGUCGACUUUAGGUCCAGUAUGGCUUCACACUUUCAAAUACAGAAGCCAUAUGUGCUAGCUUCAUUACCACGACCUCUUGACCCUACUACUGGCCGAUAUGUCGUUAGCGAAGUCUAUGGAUCUGCGCCCGGAUCAAGGAAAAGAAAGCGCCAUGAACUAGCAGUAGGAAUUGACGGAGAAGCCGUGAAUAUCUACAAUGUCUCUUCAGCUAGACUCGUCACAUCGUACCCGGUUCCUCCCCAAUCCUCAUUCUCGUGCUCUAUAGCUUCCAUUCGGCGCAAGGUAGAGGGAACCCAAGAGGUUUCUAGGCACACGUAUGCCGCGACGAGAGAAUCUCACGAAAACAAGGUCACAUUAUUCAAAGACUAUGUGGAUGCUUCUGGCAACACUGAUUCUAUUGCCAAAUCAGUAUCCUUGGGUGUUGGUCGGCCAAUUAUUUGUGUUGCUCCCAUUGCCGUGUCAACGGCACAAAGGCAUACCAACUGCCAAACGCUAGGGGAUGAACUCCUUAUCGUUAGGGAGGAUGGCGAAGUCAUCUGCCUCAAUCCAGACACUCUAGAGAGAAAAUGGAACUCGUCUCCUGCCGUUCUACAACAGGACCUCCCCACAACUUCAAAACUCGGUUUCAGCAUCAUCUCUUGCUACCCCGUGCUUCUAUCUGAUCUUGUGCAAGGCAUAUUCAAGGGUAGCGACGAUGCUUUUGGUCUCUUCCCAGAGAUCAAACAAGGCUUGAACACCGAUGCCGAGGUUCUGGUGCUCAUCUCGAGUCACGAGUUAGAUGGACAACAGAGCCGCCGACUCCAUGUUCUGUCGAUAAUUCCACCCUCUCACGAUUCCAGCAGCCCUCAUCAACAAGGCGUUAUCCAGUUACAUGCUGUACCUAUCCCUACUUCUGCGCAUGGGUUUGGUACAGCCUCGUACCGCCUUGAUAUUCGGUCUGGAAGCUUGAUAGAGUUCCGUGGACAAGCAUUCAAUAUAUAUGACUUAACGACAAGUAUCCCCAGGAUAACGUCGACCAUAGAGUUGAGUGACGCAACAUCCUUCCUACGCCUCAGCAAAACUUCACUUCUCUGUUCUACCCCUACCCACCUAAGCAUUUAUAAUCCGAUAUACCGGUCUUUCCAAAAUUCCGUACGUAUCGAUUCCGGUAUUCAGGAUGAUUCUACCGCCAACCCAAAGCCGGCAGCCUGCUUACUUGCUGCUUACUUUUCCCGCUUGGAACUUGCCGUUGCCAUUAUUGAUGCCAAUUUGGUUGCCAUUCAACUAGAGGCCCCUAUUUUGCGAACGAGAAAGCGACGGGCUGAAGGCCUCUUGAUCGAUUCUAUCGGGCGUGGCGUGCAGCUUCCUAGAAGGCCCUCCGCCCAACCAACUCAGCCCUCAAGCGAAGAGAUAAAAACCUCCCUCUUUUCCAAUUAUAUCCCAGGUUCUAUCAGAGGUGAUUAUUGGGAAUCGUGGGCUACGGAUGAAGCGAAAGCCGACGCCUUACUUAACACGAACGAUAUACGCGGUCUCGAAUUAAUGCUGGCUCAAAAAUUCUCUAUCCAAGUCCAAAAUGCGGUUCAAAUGCCGAAUGGUGUAGGUCAAGCAGGGGAAGGGUUAUCCAACCCACCGAAAUAUUCGUCGACGUGGAUAUGGCCAAAGACUAGGGCAGCAUACCCUCCUGUGGACCGAAGAUGGAUUGUAUACGCCAUCAGCCGGGCUUUCCAAUGGAAUGACUCUUUCCGCGAUGACCCAACUAUCCCUCGGCUUAUCUGCCAGCUACCACAGAGCGAUAUCGUCAAUUACCUUGUCGAUGCCGGGCACCUAACGCUCUCUAAUCUGAAGACCAGCUUCCGAGAAGUGAUCAGGGACGACGAAAAGACGGAUUCAUUCUUGGCUGAACAAAUUGUGCUUCGACUUGCAGAUGUCGAUCCUACACUCGAACUUCUUGUCUCCUAUAUCUCUGCUACGAAUCUUGGGGCGACGGAGCUGGUCAUUGCUGUACGGACGAUCAUGAGGAGUCUCGAGUUGGUCCAAGACCCUAAGCAACUGCCGCCAAAGCUUCUUACCAAUGGCACAACCGAAGAAAUAAUUGAAAAUGGGGAAGCAAAUGGGGACGGCGAAGGAGAGGGAGAUUCAGAGCUUAGUAACAUCGGCAUGGAACUAGACAAUCUCGAGGAUGAAAUCCAGAGGACUGUGUCUUAUCUAGACGAAGACGCCGGUAUCCGUGGUUCUGGGUUAAGUGUGGCAUUUGCAAAGCUCGGCAAUUGUCCUAACAUUUCUAUGAUCAAAGCACUACGAGCUACAUUCAAGCCGGAAGAGAUCUUGUCCCUAAUCUAUCUCCUCCGUGUCGAGUUGGUCAGGGGUGCGUGGACAUCUCGCUACCUAGAUAUAACGGAAUUCGAAAAGGACGCAAACCUUGACGCUCCACCCGACGGCGUUAUCAAGCUCAUCGCAGACCUUCUCGGACGCUGCGUAGACUCUAUCGGGCCUGGCGGUUGGCUCCUCAACGACGCCGUAUUAGCAGCCGAUGAGACCGGCGAUUUCGUCGCUUCUCUUAAAUUCGAAGUUAGCGCAGCUUUAGAGGGGUUAGAAGAAGCUGUCUACCUCCGUGGUGUUAUCAGCGAGGCGGUAAGGUAUUGCGAGUCGUCGAAGAAAACCAAAGUCGAAGGCGUUGUGGACAAAAUGAGGCCGAUACCGCUACACGUAAAGGAUCCAGGCUCUCAAGCAUUGCCUCUGGGGCUCAAGGCGAAAGGUGGAGUCUCUGCGCAGAAGGUUGUAUCAGGUGGCGAGGUAGUUGACAGGUCUCAAAGGGAGACUGGUCAUCUUAGGAGUCAGCAGGUCGGACAUUACUCGUUAGAAAGGAUUGCAAUAUGAGGCUCUUCCGAUGAAUGGCCUAACAGAUUUGUUAGAUCGCGAAUCAACCCGAGUUUCUAGAUACGCUUAUCGUGUUCAAGAGUUGUGAAUGGUAUCUACUUGGACUCUCGGUCCUUUUCGGAAGCUCAACAUAAUUUUCAUUCAACAUUCC
Annulohypoxylon maeteangense is the source of this 3076-nucleotide messenger RNA. RefSeq lists its product as uncharacterized. Lineage: Eukaryota; Fungi; Ascomycota; Sordariomycetes; Xylariales; Hypoxylaceae. Bases 88 to 2925 code for a protein of 945 amino acids. The transcript is spliced from 2 exons. The record is from RefSeq and is a predicted model, not a curated record.